UCUAUAGCUCGCUUUGUUGUAUUGAUAGUUUCUUAGCAUACAUUUAGGUAUAUAGCAUAUGUAAUAUGUCAUCAGAUGGAGAGAAAUCGAUGGAAGUCGCUCGUAGUAGUGACAAAGUAUUUGCAAAAUUUCGACGUGACUUCUGCUGCUAUGGUUUGGGGAUAUUUCUCAUCUUUUCGUCCUUUAGCACUAUGAUGACUUUGCAGUCUAGUGUAAAUAUUGAAGCAGGGUUGGGGGUGGCCAGUAUCGCCUGUGCGUACGUUACUGCAGUUGUAUCCGGAUUUUCAUUGACUCCUAUGUUAAUCAGAAGAUUCGGAGCGAAAAAGUGUAUCUUAAUGGGCACUAUGUUUCACAUAACAUAUGAUCUUGCCAACUUUUAUCCAAGAUACUACACUCUGAUACCUACUGCCAUAUUGAUUGGAAUAGCAGAGUCGACUAUUUGGACCUGCAUAAGCAUCUUCAACGCACACUUUGGUGCUGAGUAUCACAAAAUAAAGAAUCACCCUUCAAAAACAGUUGAAUUUUUUGUUAGUAGACUCUCGGGAUACUACUUCGUUAUUCACCAUUUGCAUCAUAUAUUUGGCGGUGUCAUCACUUAUCUGAUUUUGAAUGUUUUCAAUGAACAACAUCCACCUUCAGUCAUGAGUAACGUAUCGAUGACAGGCAACUCUUCUAAUUUUUCAUUAUAUCAUGACGUCACUUUAUCAUUUUGUGGCGCAAACGACUGCCAAAAAAAGACUGUCAUUGAUGAAAGCAUUGGGAACUAUUCGCCCGAUAGUAGAAUCAAUUUUAUGAUUUUACUAUCGUGUUUUACUACAAUGUGCAUAUCAUCUCUAAUUAUCCACGCAUGUACGCUUCCUAAUGUCAAAGUUCGUCAUCAUCAAGAAAGCGAUGAGAAUGCAAAUACAAUUGAGCUGGAAAAGUCUGGCAUCAAUGAUUCGAAGGCAGACAUCUUGAUUGCAACUGUGGGAAAUCGCGAUCGCGAAAACUCGCAAACAGCCUUAUUGGAAAAUGAAGAUGAUUUGGGUCUUCACGAAUCUCUUCAAGUUGAACUACCAGGCUCGGGAAAGGAUGGUGUAUGCAACGGGAUAGUUGCCAACACUCUGAAACAAGUUGGUCGCCAGCUACUUAUACCAAAACAGCUUCUCAUUAUUCCUAUUACUCUGUAUACCGGAUUACUGGUUGGAUAUAUAUUCUCAGACCUGCCAAGAUCAUUCGUUUCUUGUGUGAGCGGUUUUUCAACGAUUGGAAUAUACUCUUGUCUUUAUGGAGUCGGUCACGUUAUAUCACCAGCCAUACUCGGAAAGCGAGGAAAACAUCUAGGAAGAAUAGUUAUAUUUUCAACGUCAAUGGUCCUAGAUAUUUGUAACUUCUUAUUUUGUUUGCUGUGGACUCCGAAUCACGACACAGCUUGGAUUGUUUAUAUUUCUUAUGUGGCUUUUGGAUUAUCUGACGGAAUAUGGCAGUCGACGCUAAUGGUCAUGUACACGGAGUACUUUCCCGGCAGACAAAACGUUGUCGGUGCAACAUACAUCAGUAUUGUCUGCCUUGGGAUUGCAAUUAAUUGUGGCUGGAACACAACAUUGUGCGUGUAUAUGAAGAUUUACGUUUUGCUAGGCUUACUGGCUGUCGGUUUCACCUUAUUUUGUAUCGCAGAACGUCUUCACAGACGAGAACUUGAAAAUGAGCAAAAGCGAUGACGAAAAACUGGAUUUUGUUUUGUUUAAAUUAGAUCCCGAUUACAAAUUAUGUGCGUCCUAACAUCAAGAAAAGAAGUACCACUGUGCGAUAUAUCUUUGCGCGAGAAACUGUUUUGAAGCAAAGUGUUCGAGGGGAAAUUCAUGAUGGAACGUAAAUAUUAAAGAAAAAUUUUGAAAACAACCAAAAUGUUAUUUUUAUUAGCGCAGUUGUUUUUAGCUGACUGAAUAAGAAAUGUGAAUAUCCAAAGUAAGGCGGGCGAGAGAAAAUCUAACAAAUAUUCUUAUUUUUAAAAAGCUUCAUGCCCACCACAAAAAGUUGUUUACGCCUUCCUCGUGGCGCACCCACCGUUUGGGAAGUUUUUUGCGGAAUCCUCCAACUCUCGAGAUCAGUUUACACGCUCAGGCGAUUUAUAUCACGUGACUAGUGACUACUCAUAAAUUUGCUUAUUUUCAUAAUGCAUAUCAUAGGUAUUGUGUUUGUAAUAUUUUUGAACAUGAAAUAGUACUUUUCAGUU
This is a messenger RNA of Styela clava, 2215 nucleotides long. The record is from RefSeq and is a predicted model, not a curated record. Lineage: Eukaryota; Metazoa; Chordata; Ascidiacea; Stolidobranchia; Styelidae.